GCUCGUGGUGGCAGAAGGGAAGAACAAUCCAGUGGGCUUAGUGCUCAAGUUGAUCGUGUUCGUGAUGGGUCCGCUGUUGACCAUGAGGAAGGCCAGCCAGAGCAUGUAAGAAGAGACAUGCUGAGGCUGCGUGGAAGGCAAGCUUUACUUGAUUUGCUUUUGAGGAUUGAAAGGGAAAGACAGGGGGAGCUUCAGGGUCUUUUAGAGCAUCGUGCAGUUUCUGAUUUUGCCCAUCGCAGUAGGAUUCAGUCACUACUCAGAGGAAGGUUCUUGAGAAAUGAAGUGCCUGCUGAGGAAGAGAGACCACCUUCAAUGGCAGCAAACGAAUUAGUUCAGCUUAGGCAACGCCACACUGUCUCUGGGCUCAGGGAAGGAUUCCGCUCCAGAUUAGAAAACAUUGUACGUGGUCAAGUAAGCAGCAAUUCUGAAUCUUCAUCUAACAGUGGCAACGGUGGUUUGAGAAAUAACCAGACUCGUACAAAUCCUUCACAGGAGGUACAAAACGAAAAUCUUGAGCAGCUGCAGUCUAGGGAACAGGAACGGAGUACUCAUCAGUUGCCUGAUCACAGAGAGAAUGUUGAUUCCACUACAGCUGGUCAGGCUACAAAUCAGCUAGCAUCUCCUAACCAAGGAAGGCGUCAAGUGGAACCUGUUGUUGAAGCUGAGGGAGGAAAUCACCGCGGUGCAACUUCUAAUGAACGGACUCGUGGAACUAUGGAGAAUACAAGUGGGAAUUGGCCACAAAAUCAACCAAUUGCUUGGCCCCCUGAAACAACAGGUGAAGUGAACAGAGAUGAACUCCGUUUACCAGAAAAUCAUGAGGUUUGGCAUGAGGAUGGGUCACGAGAAGCUGUGGAGAAUUGGUCAGAAGGGCCUUCUGAUCCUCCUAGAAUGCGGCGUUCUGUCCCUUAUAGGAGAGUUAGUAGAUUCCAUCCGCCCGAUGAUGAUAAUGUGUAUAGUAUGGAACUCAGGGAGCUUCUUAGCAGGAGGAGUGUUUCCAAUCUUCUUCGCAGUGGCUUCCGCGAAAGUUUAGAUCAUUUAAUUCAGUCAUAUGUAGAAAGGCAAGGCCGCACUCCAAUUGAGUGGGAUAUGCAUAGGAACUUGCCUAUUCCAAGUUCACCCGAAAGAGAUCAGGACCUACAGAAUGAUGAGAGAAAUGUUGCUCAACCGGAAGGAAUUAGCAGGCCUUCACUUGUGCGACCAUCUCCUCCUGAACCUCCUCCACAACCACUUUGGCAUCAGGAUGUGCACCAGUCUGCUUGGCCACGUCACACUGUGCAUCGUUCUGAACUUGAGUGGGAGGCGAUGAAUGAUCUUAGAGCGGACAUGGGAAGACUACAGCAAGGUAUGAAUCACAUGCAAAAGAUGUUGGAGGCCUGCAUGGAUAUGCAACUGGAGUUGCAACGUUCUGUCAGACAGGAAGUUUCAGCUGCUUUGAAUAGGUCAGCUGGCGGACAAGGAAUUGCUGAGACUUCAGCCGAUGGAUCUAAAUGGGGCCACGUGAAAAAGGGUACUUGCUGUAUUUGUUGUGAUAAUCACAUUGAUGCCUUGUUGUACAGAUGUGGGCACAUGUGCACUUGCUCCACAUGUGCAAAUGAAUUGGUCCGAGGUGGAGGGAAGUGUCCAUUGUGCCGGGCACCCAUUGUUGAGGUGAUCCGAGCUUACUCGAUACUCUAAAAAGAA
Messenger RNA from Nicotiana tabacum (common tobacco), 1683 nucleotides. The record is from RefSeq and is a predicted model, not a curated record. NCBI's taxonomy places the organism in Eukaryota, Viridiplantae, Streptophyta, Magnoliopsida, Solanales, Solanaceae.